Messenger RNA from Pomacea canaliculata, 1891 nucleotides. RefSeq names its product tubulin alpha chain, testis-specific-like. NCBI's taxonomy places the organism in Eukaryota, Metazoa, Mollusca, Gastropoda, Architaenioglossa, Ampullariidae. Gene Ontology annotation, biological process: microtubule cytoskeleton organization; mitotic cell cycle. The record is from RefSeq and is a predicted model, not a curated record. Gene Ontology annotation, cellular component: microtubule; cytoplasm. The coding region runs from base 193 to 1548 and encodes 451 amino acids. The transcript is spliced from 7 exons. Gene Ontology annotation, molecular function: structural constituent of cytoskeleton; GTP binding.
UUUUUAACCUUUCACUGGCGAGCGUUUUACUAAGAGAAGAUGCGGAGUCUAUAUAUAUAAGUGGCGGUGGCAUCGCAGCAGAGGUGCUGCUCUUGACUCUCACAUCAGGCGCAUUUAGCUUGCGUGAGGCAUCCAACAGGUGGUUACCAAGUGCUGCUUCCUUUUCUGGGGACUUCCUACCGUUCGUCAGUCAUGCGUGAGUGCAUUUCAGUCCACGUGGGUCAGGCAGGCGUGCAGAUCGGCAAUGCAUGCUGGGAGUUAUACUGCCUGGAACAUGGCAUUCGACCCGACGGCCAGAUGCCGGAAGAGUCGGUCCUGAGAGGAGCUGACGACUCCUUCAACACCUUUUUUAGUGAGACGGGGCCAGGUAAACACGUGCCCAGGGCGGUCUUCGUGGACUUGGAGCCCACGGUUGUCGAUGAAGUGCGGUUGGGUCCCUACCGUCAGCUGUUCCACCCGGAACAACUCAUCACGGGUAAGGAGGAUGCCGCCAACAACUACGCCCGCGGCCACUACACCAUCGGCAAGGAGAUCGUCGACCUGGUGCUGGACCGCAUCCGCAAGCUGUCUGACCAGUGCACAGGGCUGCAGGGCUUCCUCAUCUUCCACUCCUUUGGCGGCGGCACCGGCUCCGGCUUCACCUCUCUCCUGAUGGAGCGCCUGUCCGUCGACUACGGCAAGAAGUCCAAGCUGGAGUUCGCCAUCUACCCGGCCCCACAGGUGUCCACGGCGGUGGUUGAACCCUACAAUUCUAUCCUCACCACGCACACCACACUCGAGCACUCGGAUUGCGCCUUCAUGGUCGACAACGAGGCAAUCUACGACAUCUGCCGCCGAAACUUAGAUAUCGAGCGACCCACUUAUACCAACCUCAACCGCCUAAUAGGCCAGGUGGUGUCUUCCAUCACGGCAUCCCUGAGGUUUGACGGCGCUCUCAACGUGGACUUGACGGAGUUCCAGACCAACCUAGUGCCCUACCCCCGCAUCCACUUCCCUCUGGUUACCUACGCCCCAGUCAUCUCCGCCGAGAAAGCCUACCACGAGCAACUGUCUGUGGCUGAGAUCACCAACGCCUGCUUCGAGCCUUCUAAUCAGAUGGUGAAGUGUGACCCUCGCCACGGCAAGUACAUGGCCUGCUGCCUGCUGUACCGCGGUGAUGUCGUGCCCAAGGACGUCAACGCCGCCAUCGCCACCAUCAAGACCAAGCGCACCAUCCAGUUUGUCGACUGGUGUCCCACCGGCUUUAAGGUGGGCAUCAACUACCAGCCUCCCACGGUGGUACCUGGCGGCGACCUGGCCAAGGUGCAGCGCGCCGUGUGCAUGUUGAGCAACACCACGGCCAUCGCCGAGGCCUGGGCUCGUCUGGACCACAAGUUCGACCUCAUGUACGCCAAGCGCGCCUUCGUGCACUGGUAUGUCGGGGAGGGCAUGGAGGAGGGCGAGUUCGCCGAGGCGCGCGAAGACCUGGCGGCCCUGGAGAAGGACUACGAGGAGGUCGGCCUCGACUCCGCGGAGGUCACGGCGGAGGACGGCGUUGAGGAGUACUGAGUGACAACAACGACAACGCUUCUAAUGCUUUCAAACCAUUUGAGAAAGAAAACCAAAGCCAUUGGAAACAAGGCAUGAAACAGAAGCACAUAAAUGUUACGGUCGAGUGAUGUGAAGUUAACCGUAGGAGUAUAUUGAUAAUGCGGAUCGUGAAGUCAUGCUCCCACCAUACGUCUGCAUGCUUGUGUAACAGUCAUUUGUGACAGCUUUGUUGUUGAAAGGUCCCGCACUGAAACAUGUAAGAUAGCUUUCCUGCAAUAUUUAUAUUGUCCUAUAUUUAUACAUUGCAAAAAUAAAGAAACUCUCCUACAUGACUUAAUAAAAAUUUAAUAUAUAGAAAGCU